AUGGAUGAGUUUUACAAUGAUGAAAGUUUUGUGGAUAGUGAUAGCUGCGAAAUCAUGUCCAUCCAGGGAGAAGGGAACACUAAAUCUGAUAGUCAAGAAAAUCCACUAGAUCAUCUAGAUCUACCACAUCAACGGGCCUCUAUUAAGAAGACCAGCAAGGAUCUACUAGCACCGGGAAUUGAUAGGCAUCAGAAUUGCUUGAUUGGAGUGCUAUUGGGCGACAGAAACUUUAGUCGGAAUAAGAUGCAAGCAUAUGUACGAGAGUUGGGGAGGAAAAGCUAUGGUCACCAGAAAGGAAGACAAAGCUUAUGUCUUCAGGCCCAGAGCAUCCUUGAUGACUGUGACUAUGCAUGCGAUGAACGCAAGGAACUCUUCCCCACAUCAAUGAGAACCCAUGGAAACAAAUCCCAAAAGAAGAAUAUCAAGUUAUCUAAAAGGUACAUGACUCAAUGUGCACAUUAUUUCCAAGGUAUAAGGGACGACACAAUCUUGGAGGGUUUCAAUUUUACGAGAAAAAAACAGGCCACAACUUUCAGGACCAAUCUAAGGUUAGCAAUACAAACAGCAGAGACAAAAAUGAUGGAAACGGAACACUCCCUCCAGCAGCAACCUCAGCCACCGCAGUCGGCGUUGUCGGAUCCGGGGCCAUCACAACCGGCAGAAUUACCUGGAAGCUCAACCUUACUCGCAGCCAUGACUCAGCUGGUGACACGUGUCGAUAGGUCUCCGUCACCGAUUUCCUGGGACUGGUUCUUCAAUAAAGAUUCCGGCAAACUAGAAGAAGUUUUUUCCCCUUUGAAGAUCCAACAACUGAAGAGAGAGGAAACUAAAAAAGUGACGGCAAUUCAAGUUCCCAAUCUGGAUGGAGUUCUCGGAAGAAGGACAACUCCAUCAUCCCCGACAGAGAGGAAGACUCCAAUAAAUUUACAACUUCUAAGCAAGAGAGAUAGAGCUUCAUUUGCAGAAGGAGGGACAGACACUCCAACAACACUCACGCCGCCAAAUAAAAGGAGGAAUCUCCUAGAGGCAGGGCAAAGGGUGAAUUACGAGAAGUCCAGCUUGAUAACAAGUCCCAACACCAAAAGACAAAAUCAAAACCAAGGGCAGCAAAUUCAGGAAAUAGAAUUAAGGCAAGUCAGCGUUGCAAGUGAGAGUUCGAGAUUGAUUGAACAGAGACAAUCCAAAUUCUUCAUCAGAAUAGAUGGUGCUUUCAAACAAGACUCGUGGAAAGGUGGAGCAGCUUGGGAGAUUGUGUCAGAAUCCAGAAUUCACAUCUCAUCAAGAAGGGAAACCCUUUUUGCCCAAUCUGCUUUACAUACGGAAGCUAGAGCUUGUCUAAGGGGACUUCAAUCACCAAGAGAUCUAGGCCCUAGCGAUGUGGACCUACAAACAGAUAAUGUGGCGGUUUCAGCAAUAAUAAGAGGAAAAGCUUUCCCAGAACAUUUAACAGAUUUAGGAGUAGACAUUCACAGUUUGGCGCAGUCUAUCCCGAAUACAAAUAUGUAUAAAGUAGACAGGUCCAUAGUUGAGAAUGUGCAUAAAAUUAGCUAA
Oldenlandia corymbosa var. corymbosa is the source of this 1551-nucleotide messenger RNA. Lineage: Eukaryota; Viridiplantae; Streptophyta; Magnoliopsida; Gentianales; Rubiaceae. The record is from the annotation of a GenBank genome assembly.